UGUGGUUUGAAUUGCUCCUAGUGGUUUGAUAUCCUAGUGGAAGCAAAUAUAAUGUAGAACGAUGGAGCCCUAUAAUAAUAAUGAAACGGAAGUAGAUAAGUUUAUAGUAUCUAUUAUUUCAGUCUUCACAGCUAAGAGGUUCAAAUCGUAAAAAGAUUCCUUAGGCUCUUAUUUUAGGUUUAAUGUGCGAAAAAGAAUGUUCUUAAAUUAUAUUGCAAACACGCAAUAGUAGAGGGUGCCUUUUUCCACGACCAGAAAAAGUAUAGAAACUCGGUGUCAGAAGACUACUUAGUCAAAAAGACUUUUCUGGCACUUAUAAUCUUUUCUCGGUGUGUUAUUCCCAGCGUACUAAUAAAGUUUACAUUGUUGCCCCAAUUAAGAUAGCCUGGCCAUUAAAUUAUAUCGGUGUGAAAAGUCUACUUCAGUCAACAAGGGUCUACUUACGGUAAUUUGAUCUACUUCCGGUUCCAUAAUAGCGUUUGAUUGUUGCUCGAUUAAUAAAAUAUAUAAUACUUUUGCCCGAAAAGCCUACUAUGGUAUAAAAGCAACUACUUCCGUUUACUGUAUUUCAUUCCGAUCUAAGGUAUUUAUAGCGUGCAGUAACUUUAGCGUUGUGAUUUCUAUCAAGAAACAUCACUCUUCUAAUGUAUUUAUGAUAAAAUUGUGCUUAGUAUUUAGAAUACUUUGUUACAGUUUCUAUUUCAAAUUCGUUACUGAAUUUUGUUUUGGUUAUUUUUAUCCCGUAUACUUAAGUAUAAAAGUCUUCUUCGGUCAUAAAGGUUAGACUUACAUUUUAAAUAAUCUUACAUGCUGAUGAGUUCCGAAAAUAGAACGAAAACAGGAUCAAACGCAAACUGGGUCAUAAAUAAAUUUCCCAUUUUGCAAGACACUUUGUCCAGGCGACAAAGCUUUGUGACAAAGAGAUCGGUCACCCUUUUGGGAUCCGAACGGGAUUUUCGAUUCUAUGACUAGUUGAUCUUUAUUAAAAAUCUUUCAUUUGUCCAGUUGAAAUCAUAAGACAAGUGUGUGUACUAUUUGAUUGUUGAACGCCAUUGGAAAGUUUAAAAACAAAAUAUAGUUAUUGUAUGGUGUACAACCCUAUUUCAACCCCUGAGGAUGUUUGAUUUUUAUGAAAUUUGGUUUCAUAUGCAUUUUGUUUUAUUAUUUAAAUCAUGAGUAACGUGUAUAACAAAUUUAAUCUUUUUGUGACAUAGAGCAAUUGAGAAAAGAAAUAUAGUUGUUCUAGUCGUUGCAACCCCUUUGGAACCCUAUUUGAUCUUUAUGAAAAUGCUUUAGUUUUUAUACGUAAGUCAUCAGGCAUACGUGUGCUAAAUUUCUGCUGAAACUUUCUGGAAUAUCAGGAAGUUAGGGAAUUAGUAAUAAGUGAGUGAGUGCGUGAGUAAAAGCUUUGCCUUGUUUGUAUAUAAAUAUAAAACAUUUUUAUCAAAACAGUAUAAUCUGAUUUAUAGUGGUUGAUUACAGUUAACAAAAUUUGAAGCAUACUGAAACUUGUACUGGAGAUUUCGAUUUUCGUAUCCAUAACGAGGGUUGUUUUGUUAGUAUUAUCCAACGAAUUAUCAUACUCAGCUCAAGUAUGAUAAAUGUUUGAAGAGUGGUCGAGAACUCCGCUCAAUGCGAGGGAUUGAUCUCCGGGGAGCGUCCUGCCAAUGUUUGCAGUCUACUUCAUUCAAAACUAAAUGGUGAUUUGUGCUAAAAGCCACUUAGUUGUCCUGUUGGUGGUGGUGGCAGUCAAUUUGGUAGUCGCUGUGGACUUGGACCAACAAUUGGAGAGAGAUGACAUUAUAGAGGCUGUGAACUCUCGUGACACUACAUGGACGGCAAGAAGAAAUUUUGAUCCGUCUCUAAACAAAAGAUAUUUAAGGAAUCUUCUGGGCUGGAAACGACGUCCUGGGGGAAGUAAACUACCUCAGCUUCCUGAUGACUUGGAUAACAUAGAAGUUCCUAAGCAUUUCGAUGCACGCAAGAAGUGGAAGAACUGUAUAUCUUUACAACAAGUCAGAGACCAAGGACCUUGUGGUUCUUGCUGGGCUGUAGCAGCUGCUGCCGCUUUCACAGAUCGUUGCUGUAUCGCUACCAAGACCGCGUUCAACGGCCAUCUCUCCGCCGAGGAGCUGCUCUGUUGCUGCUCUUCCUGCGGCCUCGGUUGUGAUGGUGGGUACGACGACGAAGCGUGGACGUACUUCAGCACCAACGGCAUCGUCACUGGAGGGGAUUACCACUCUCACGAGGGGUGUCAACCCUAUACAUUGCCCACCUGUGAGCAUCAUGUACCUGGGAGCAGGAAAAACUGCAGUGCUUAUGGAGACUUGCCAACACCACCGUGCAAGAAUGUCUGCUACAACAAGAAAUACAAAGAUCACACUUUCGCUGAUGACCACCAUAAAGUUAAAUCUACUUUCACGAUUGUGAACGAUGUAGCAAAAACACAAAAAGAAAUCUUUAAACACGGUCCUGUGGAAGCUGGGUUUGAUGUAUAUGAAGACUUUCUAAGCUAUAAAUCCGGAGUAUACCAGCACACGACCGGGGAUUACCUGGGAGGUCAUGCCGUAAAAAUUAUAGGCUGGGGGGUGGAGAAGAAGGUUCCCUACUGGUUGGUAGCCAACUCCUGGAACAGCGAUUGGGGUGACCAAGGCUUCUUCAAGAUUCGGAGAGGAAACAAUGAGUGCAGUUUUGAAAGUGAUAUUUCCGGGGGUUCUCCAGACUUUCACUUCAAAGUUUAUGGUUACACAGGAUAUUAUAUCGUGACAAUGGACACACAACUGGCGGCCAUGUUUCUGUGUAUUCUUGUUACAACCGAGUCCACUGUUGUAGACUUGAACCAACAAUUGGAGAGAGAUGAAGUCAUAAAUGCUGUGAACUCUGGAGAAUCUACCUGGAUUGCAGGUAGGAACUUCGAUCCAUCAUUACGUAAAUACUAUUUGAAAUCUCUACUUGGAUGGAAGAAGCGACCUGGAGACAGUUUGCUUCCUGCUUUAGUUGAUGACGGGGUCUCUAUUGAUCUCCCUAAACACUUCGAUGCCCGCAAGAAAUGGAGGAAGUGCCUUUCUCUUCAGCAAGUAAGGGAUCAGGGUCCUUGUGGCUCCUGCUGGGCGGUAGCGGCUGCUGCUGCAUUCACAGAUCGACUGUGUAUUGCCUCCAAUACCUCAUUCAACGGCCACCUGUCUGCCGAAGAGGUUCUAUCUUGCUGUAGCUACUGUGGGCAAGGCUGUGGGGGAGGAGACGAUGACUAUGCCUGGACUUACUUUAUGACUAAUGGCAUCGUCACGGGUGGCGAUUACCAUUCACAUAAGGGAUGCCAACCUUAUACCUUACCCACCUGCGAACACCAUGUCAAUGGGACAAGGAAGAACUGUAGCACUUACGGUGACCUUCCCACUCCUCCAUGUCAAAGCGUCUGCUAUAACAAGAAAUAUAAAGCCCAUAACUUUACUGAAGACCACCACAGAGUAAGCGCUAUAUUUAUGAUAGCAAAUGAUCUUCCUCUAAUAAAAAAGGAAAUUUUUGAAAAUGGCCCUGUCGAGGCUGGAUUUGACGUUUAUGAGGACUUCCUAAGCUACAAGAAAGGAGUAUACCAGCACAAGACAGGAAGCUAUUUAGGAGGACAUGCUGUCAAGAUCAUAGGCUGGGGGGUGGAGAAGAAAACUUCUUACUGGCUAGUGGCUAACUCCUGGAACAGCGACUGGGGCGAUCGUGGCUUUUUCAAGAUCCGGAGAGGAAAUAACGAGUGCAACUUUGAAAGCGACAUUUCCGGAGGCUAUCCAGAAGUUUAAAAAAAUUAAUUCUGCAACAGUAGGAAAUUCUACAAAUUAAAUUAUUUUGUUCUAGA
Molecule: messenger RNA, 3847 nt
Organism: Homalodisca vitripennis (glassy-winged sharpshooter)
Lineage: Eukaryota; Metazoa; Arthropoda; Insecta; Hemiptera; Cicadellidae
Exons: 13
Coding region: 1698-3791 (697 amino acids)
Biological process (GO): regulation of catalytic activity
Cellular component (GO): lysosome
Molecular function (GO): cysteine-type endopeptidase activity
Source: RefSeq, a predicted model, not a curated record